CUAUGAUGAUGUGAAAUCUCAAUUCUUUUGAAGAGCGCAACAGAGCCCAAUUGAUGGAAUUACUGAGUUGGAAGGGAAAAAGUAAACUUUAACCCUGGAUUAACUUGUGUGGUGGAAUAUCAGUUCAAAUAUUAGAGUUCAGGCCGUGUUAUUCAACAUUUGGGUUCAUUUUGCCAGGCAUUCUCAACUCCAGUUUCAUACUUUUCUAACGGUUUGUGAACAAGGGACAAGGGACUUCUACGCACAGUUUGCGUGAUGGCGAACUCGUGUCUCCAACUGAGCGGCUUUCUCAUCAGCAGCCUCGGCUGGCUGGGCAUAGUGAUCGCGACAGCCACCAACGACUGGGUGAAUAUGUGUAAAUACGGUUUGAACACAUGCAAGAAGAUGGAUGAGCUAGGAGCCAAGGGACCUUGGGCUGACUGUGUCAUCUCCACGGGACUAUACCACUGCGUCUCCCUUACGCAGAUCCUUGACCUGCCAGCCUAUAUCCAGACGACCCGUGCCCUGAUGAUCACAGGUUCAAUCCUGGGUCUCCCAGCCGUGGGAAUGCUCCUCAUGUCCAUGCCCUGCAUCAGCCUUGGUGACGAACCCCAGAGCUCCAAGAACAAACGCACCGUCCUGGGAGGAGUGCUUUUAUUAAUAGUCGCAUUGUGUGGCAUGGUAUCUACGGUCUGGUUUCCCAUCGGGGCCCACCAGGAGCACGGUCUCAUGUCGUUUGGCUUCUCCCUCUACACUGGCUGGGUGGGCACUAUUUUCUCCCUGCUGGGUGGGUCCAUCCUCACCUGCUGCUCAUCAGAGUCCUCCUCCUCCCGCCCCUACCAGGAAAACAACCGCUUCUACUAUUCCAAACAGGGAGCAGGCAACGCGCCAGCCGCCUCCUCCACCAAUCACGCCAAGAGCGCCCACGUCUGAGCCGGGACAGAUCCUGAAUCCCACGUGGAUGUGUAGGGGGGACUGUAGCUAGUUUGUAUGUAGAGACAUAUACACCAAAGCACACAAACACACACAUUCACUUUCAGUACAAUAACAAUUACAUGCAAACUUAUACUGGAAGAGAAAGAGACGCAUUCACACAUUCAUUCAUGUUGGUUUAUGUCAGGAAGAACACGAGAAAAAUUCUUGAAUGAGCACAACACAUACAUAAAAGACAUUCACACAUCCAAACACACAAAGACUGUUUUUGUUGGAGCUCUUUUUUCGCCUGUGGAUUGUGUUUGUAUCGCAGAGCUUAUAUUCCAGCCUCCUCAUUUUGGGCGUGUUGUGGACUCAACAUACUCUUACAUAAUUGUACAAGCUCCUGAGUAACGGCCUCCACAGUUGCCUGCAUUUCUGAUCACCUGAGGCCCUGUGGACUGAAAAUUGAUCUUCUAUAUUACAUCUAUUUUUCUAUUGUGCACCUAGAGAUGAAAACUUAUGAGUGCCUUUGUUGAUAAAUAUAUUUUUUAUAUCAUAAUAUCAUGAUCUAUUGUUUUUGAUAAGAGCAGGGUAUGACAGUAAUAUGUUUGGAGUUGAAAAUAUGUUAAUUAACAUUGUUUAUGUACGUUGAUUUCUCUUAUUCUCUCUAAUUUCUCACCACAGUAUUGUAGAACCUUCUAGUGCGUUUGCCUCUUGAGUGA
Molecule: messenger RNA, 1616 nt
Organism: Xiphias gladius (swordfish)
Lineage: Eukaryota; Metazoa; Chordata; Actinopteri; Istiophoriformes; Xiphiidae
Gene: cldn11a
Product: claudin 11a
Exons: 3
Coding region: 256-912 (218 amino acids)
Biological process (GO): cell adhesion; bicellular tight junction assembly
Cellular component (GO): plasma membrane; bicellular tight junction
Molecular function (GO): structural molecule activity
Source: RefSeq, a predicted model, not a curated record